AUGUCCUUUUCUUUCGGAUUCUCUCAGGCCGAUUUCUCGGACGAUGAGCUAGAUUCAACCCCCGUGAUUUCCAAACCACAAAACACCAGUACAUCUGAAGCACCAGUGGAGAUACCUCCAAAGAUACACUCUCUCAGCUCCAUCUUGAAGACCCUCCUCAAUGUCAGAAUCACCUUUGACAAUUACAAAACAGCCAAUGGGAACAUUGUGUACAGACGUGAGCUUUUUGAUGUGAAACACCAGUGCAUGACUGAGGAUACCGAAGGCGAAGCGAGUGAAAUCAACAAGAUCUUACUCGGUUCAGGCGAGGAGCUUGAUCUUGAAAAGAACGUGUACGAAGGUGGCUUCAAGCUGUGGGAGUGCUCUUACGACCUUGUCGAUGACGUGGCCAAGAAAUCUGAGUUGUUGUUCAACAAAAAGUCUGUUUUGGAGCUAGGAUGCGGCUCUGCUCUACCUUCCUGCUUCAUUCUUAUGAAAUGGCUAGAGCAAAAGAAGUCGGAUAAGACACUUCUACUUGGCGACUUCAACUACGAGGUUCUUCGUUUGGUGACCGUUCCAAACCUCAUAGUGCAUUGGGCUUCCACUCUUGAUCCUCAAGAACUCGCUGAUCUUCAAAAUCCAGAUAUCCCCAUGAAGAACGACGAGGUUGAAGUCACUCCACAACUCAGCGAAGCAUUCAUUGCAGCUCUCGAGAAACAAAAAAUCGAAAUCCAUUGCAUCUCAGGCUCUUGGGGGCCAUCGUUUGCAGAACUCGUGAAGCCAUUCAAAACCGACUUGAUCUUAUCCUCUGAAACCAUUUAUUCCUUGGACACUUUGCCCAUAUUUAUAAAGUUGUUGCUCGACAUCAUGAACGGGAAUAGCUGCCUCGCUCUUGUCGCAGCAAAAGUUUACACAGCGUCUUCCAUCGCCCUUGGCUCAUGA
Candidozyma duobushaemuli is the source of this 921-nucleotide messenger RNA. RefSeq lists its product as uncharacterized. NCBI's taxonomy places the organism in Eukaryota, Fungi, Ascomycota, Pichiomycetes, Serinales, Metschnikowiaceae. The record is from RefSeq and is a predicted model, not a curated record. Gene Ontology annotation, molecular function: protein-L-histidine N-tele-methyltransferase activity. The transcript has 2 exons. Bases 1 to 921 code for a protein of 306 amino acids. Gene Ontology annotation, biological process: peptidyl-histidine methylation, to form tele-methylhistidine.